Messenger RNA from Trichoderma asperellum CBS 433.97, 1179 nucleotides. NCBI's taxonomy places the organism in Eukaryota, Fungi, Ascomycota, Sordariomycetes, Hypocreales, Hypocreaceae. The record is from RefSeq and is a predicted model, not a curated record.
UUUUGAUAACUUUCAAUACAAUAUCCUCGCGGCAAAAAAUUUAGCAGGCAAAAACAGAAAAGGUAAUUUACACAGCUUUGAAACCAUAAAAAUAAAAUUACUGAUAAUAAAUAUAAACACAGUUAUUGUUGACCUCCUGAAUGAAUUACCAAAAAAUACAUCACGCAAGCGUUCCCGGUCAAAAACACCAACUGAAGUAUUUUAUCGUAAUAAGCGACAGCAUUUUGAGCAAGAGCAGGAGGAAGAUCAGGGGGAGGACGAAGAUCAAAGGGAGGAGGAAGAUCAGAAAGAAGAGGAAAAGCAGGGGGGGGGGGGGGGGGGGAGACCAAAAGGAAAAGGAAGUAAAACAGAAACAAAAGGAAAUGGAGAAGGAAAAAGAAAAAAAACAUGAAAAAGAGAAUGGCCAAGAAAAACAGCAACAGCAACAGCAACAGCAACAGCAACAGCAACAGCAACAGCAACAGCAACAGCAACAGCAACAGCAACAGCAACAGCACCAAUUGAAUUCCAUACUCCCAAUGUCAUCACAACUCUUUUUCAAUCCAAUCGACAAUUAUAUUUGGCAACAUUCAUCACCUUUAGCAGAAUUACUUCCUCAAGUUUUUAAACCUGGGAUGUGUGAUGGUAUUGUUAAAAAUGGUGGGGUUUUUCCAACCGCUCAUAUUACGUCAACCCACUGGAGUGCUACCACAGUCCAUUUGGAUAUUGAUGUUUAUCCAGCGGUAGUGCCAGCUCUUGUUUAUGAAUUAUAUAGCGAGACUAUUCGCUAUGAUGAGAAAGAGGGGUGGAAAUUGAUCUUAAAAGGAGGAACAGAAGUCAUCAUUGAGGGCAGUUUCACAUUUUGCCGCGCAAAAGAAACUGGUCUCAGCUUCAUUGGGGACCCCGUUCGCACUGCUGUGGCGAGAGACCCAGAACGUGGCCUAGAAGUCCGAAGAGGCGAAGAGUUGACGAGGCGGGUGAGCCUGCAAAUAUGUACAGGCGUAUUCAGCCGGCUCCGAAUAACUCUCGAUGCAGUAACAAUCUCGUCUUUAGAAUCUCAGCUCUGGCUCAAUAUUGCCUAACCUCGCCACCUAGCAAAUAAACAAAGAACUCGGGUGACACUUUCGCCUGUUGGUCGAGGGGCAUUUCUGUCCAACUGCUAUCUUCUGUGUACCUUCUCCACUUUGCCUCCGUACAUGC